GAUUUAUUUGACCACAUUCUUCAUUGCGUCAAAAACUUUUAAAUUUUAAUUAUUUUUAAAAGUGACCUUAACAGAUACAAUUUUUAAUGCAUAAUAUUUAUUUUAACGAAUUCAAAACAUUUUAAUGCCAUGAAAAAAGUAUAACUUAUUAUCCUUUAAAUAUUUAUUAUGUACUUAAACCUGCGCCAAUAAGAAACAAUUACCAUAUUCGAAUGUUUCAUACAGGAUAGUUGUAUGUAGUGCAAGUGUCUCCGAUAUUUGAUACCGGUAACAAAUUUAUUCGAGGUGUAUUGUGAUUGUUUGUGAAUUCUGAAUAUUCCAGUGUCACAAAUGUAUGUAUUAAAAAGGCUGUCAGGGACUGUUAAUCGUUCCUGCAAAGAUUACCUUAGAAGAACCUUAACCUCUACAUCGACUGAAAGCAAAGAGGUUGAAGAACAAAAAGAGAAGAAUAUUUUAGUGGAAUUCAUUGAAGGUGUAACCACAAUUGGGAUAAAUCGUCCUGACAAAAAGAAUUCUUUAGAUCUCGCUACCACGCAAGAAUUGGUGCAAGAAUUGGAAAAAUUUGAAAAUGAUGAGAAUUCUUUUGUGGGCGUGCUUCAUGGAUUUGGAGGUAACUUCUGUAGUGGUUAUGAUCUGAAAGAAAUUUCACAGUAUGAUGGAAAAAAUGAAGAGAUUUUACCACAGUUUGGGCCAUUGGCUGACAGAAUUGAAUUAAGUAAAAAGCCUUUGGUUGCUGCUAUAGAUGGUUAUGCAGUAGGUGUAGGUUUUGAACUUGCGUUAAUGUGUGAUAUGAGGGUAGUAGACAGAACUGCAAUCAUGGGAUUCUUAAAUAGGCGAUUUGGUAUUCCUAUAUUAUGUGGUGGUACCGUUCGUUUACCUGCUAUGAUUGGAUAUUCUAGAGCAAUGGAAGUCAUUCUAACAGGUCGUGCUAUUUCUGCAGAAGAAGCUAUUAAUUGGGGUUUAGCUACUAAAUGUGUAUCUCCUGGUACAGCAUUAGGUAAUGCAGCUACCUUAGCUAGAUCACUCGUCAAAUUUCCACAGAAAACACUAUUAGCAGAUCGUGGAUCCACACACUAUGCAACAUUUUGUGCCAAACAAUUAGAAGAGGCUUUACAGUUCGAGAAAGAUAAUAGCUCUCAUCUAGUGUUUGAGGAUGGCGUUGAAGGGGCAAAGCGGUUUGUAACAGAAGGUUUAGGAAAACAUGGAAAAUUUCAUAAUUUAACUGAAAGAAAUUUUACUCCGAGAGAUUUGGAUAAAGAUCUUCUGUAAAAAAUUUUUAAUAUUACACAGAUACUAUACUGAAUACGACUGAUUUUCCGUGAAACCGUUUUACGCAUAGUAAUUGUAUAUAAAACUGUAUAUAUGGAAAAUAUCUUCUGAAAAUGUUUACAAAUUUACUACCCCUAAAAGGUUGUCAGUUUAUUUUUAUUAUGACUUCCUCUUUGAUAUAGAUUUAUUAGAAGAACCUUUUCUUUGUAUAAUUUGAGGUUUUAAUAUUGUGUCAGUGCACCUUCUAGCUGCUUUCCCGUUUAUAAGUGGCACAUAAUUUACAAUUUUACCAUUCUCGCCUCCUGUAAAUAAUACAUUUAAAACAAAUAAUAUAUUAUGCAAUGAUUGUACUUACGUUCGUACAUGACUAUCAAGUAAGAUAGAUUUGCUUGAAAGAUAUUGAGACCAGAUGUGUAAGGCUCAUAAAAGGAAGUUUUUUUUAAUUGGCACUGAUCUUCAUCACAUAAAUCGAAUUCAACUACAAAUAUUUGUAUUAUUUUAUUAUCACAGUACAAAUAACUUCAAGGUUUUAUUGGU
Molecule: messenger RNA, 1806 nt
Organism: Nomia melanderi (Alkali bee)
Lineage: Eukaryota; Metazoa; Arthropoda; Insecta; Hymenoptera; Halictidae
Product: putative enoyl-CoA hydratase
Source: RefSeq, a predicted model, not a curated record